AUGUGCUCAAACGGAGCCAACACACGCGAGGUCAGAUGGUUGACGGCAAUGUCGAUCCCGAGACACGUGUUGCUAGGACUGGACAUCCAGUCGGCCAAGACCUGGGCUUUCUGCUCGUCCAGGUUCGUGGAUGCUAGACCCAGUCUCUUGGUCUUCAAACGCAGUCCGUUGUUCACCAGGUGUUUGAACUGGUCAAUUGUGAGUUUGCAACCAUUGAUCACCAGCUCCUCAAUUCCACCCUUGAUGAUCAAACUUUGGGAAUUUGCAGAUGUACUUCCAGCCUUGUUGAUCAAAUGCAACGUUUCUGAAAGAGAGCUUUUCCAGCGUGGUGGACCGCGACAAACUGAUGAGCACGAUCUUGAUCAUGGUGUUGUCAAGGUACACGUUAUCGAAGAUCACGGAUCUUCAGGGAAGUCCUGCAGAGCAAAGUUGACACGCUUGAACGGCAUACGCUCGAACUGCUGCUUCACGUCGUCGACGCUCGACACAGAGUCCGACCGUUCUGCCACAGACGCGCGUCUUGAUCUGGGGCCGUCCGACUUCCUGGACGACACAGAGCUGCGGUCGCCGCUUACGCAGUCCACAACCACCGAUUCGGGCACGGUGGGCGGAACAGGGUCGUGGGGCGAGGCUUGCGACGAUUGCGACUUGAACUUGGACGAAAUCGACGAAAACAGAGACUGUCUUCUUUGA
Messenger RNA from Ogataea philodendri, 693 nucleotides. RefSeq lists its product as uncharacterized. Lineage: Eukaryota; Fungi; Ascomycota; Pichiomycetes; Pichiales; Pichiaceae. Bases 1 to 693 code for a protein of 230 amino acids. The transcript has 3 exons. The record is from RefSeq and is a predicted model, not a curated record.